UCCUUUCUAGCCUGAGACCAUGGACACAGCUGUAGUGGUGACUCUUCUAACUCUACUUAUGGCAAUGGCUGGCAUCAGUCAGGCUCUUCGUAUCCAAGGCAAUCUGGACAAAAAUGACAUCCUGCCAGGUGGCUCAGAGGAGAACAUGGCUAACCAGCUGCUGGGGCUGGAGGGUGAAAACACAGAUAACAGCAUUGAUGAUCACCUACUGACCUCAGUGCUGAGAGCUCUGCUGCUCGGUUCGCAGAGGGAAACCAGGACCUCUGUCCUCCAUCAGCCACAGAGGUUUGGCCGUGGAUCCACAGGGCGGGUAGUGUCGGAGGAGCAGAUACAUUCACAUGAAUGGGAGGCUGCCCCCGGUCAGAUCUGGAGUAUGGCUGUGCCCCAGAGAUUUGGCAAGAAAUAAUCUGGCAGGCAGAGCCACACAUUACUAUCCAGGUACAAGGCCAAGCAGCGGGUAAAUGUGGAGAGGAGAAAUUUGAAUUAAUACAUAAAAAUCAUAUUUAAAACGCUUUUUUUAAUCAACGUCCAGGCUCACUGGGCCCCCACUUGACACCCAACAUUUAGUUAAAGAUGACAUGAGUUUGAUUUGAUUUGAUUUGAUUUAUUCUUUCAAGCAUGUAAAGACAGUUGAUAUGACAACACACGAUUGUACACAUAAUCCAAUAUCAAUUUGCUUAUACAUAGUAGAUGCUAUUAGUUUAAUAUUACAUUUUUCUCCUGACGUCAAACACUGCAAAGCAUGUUGACUAGUACCUAUUAAGGUUUUCUGAUCAAACCUUAUUCAUUUAUUGUGAAAUGUUAUUAAGGACAGAAAGUGUUUGCUGUAAAUUGAUUGCAACAAUUUUUGUUCUUUUGUUCUCCUGU
Molecule: messenger RNA, 867 nt
Organism: Monopterus albus (swamp eel)
Lineage: Eukaryota; Metazoa; Chordata; Actinopteri; Synbranchiformes; Synbranchidae
Gene: npffl
Product: neuropeptide FF-amide peptide precursor like
Exons: 3
Coding region: 20-406 (128 amino acids)
Molecular function (GO): neuropeptide hormone activity
Source: RefSeq, a predicted model, not a curated record